AUGGCAGCCAAAUUCCGCACCAUCAUCCUCACGGUCGCCCUCUUCGUGUCAGCCUUGACACUGUUGGACUGGACUCAUGAGAUGUGGAAAAUAUCGGAAAUCUUUUCCAGCCGCCCAGCUCGGUGGCAGCAGAUAGCGAGCGCGAAGCGCGAAGCCAACCUCGCCAAAAUCCCGCGGGAAUGGAUAUUAGAGCCUCAAGUGCUGGAAGACAGCAGGUCUCGUAACAGCAUCGUCGGUGAUUACAUGGACGGGUUGCUCGACCACAAGUCUCAAUACGUCACUGGCAUGGAUGUCCCUGAGCUUGUGGCUAGCAUGGGAAACGGGACGCUUUCAGCGGUGGAUGUGGUCAUGGCAUUCUGCAAGAGGGCCGCCUAUGCUCACCAAUUAAGCAAUCUCCUACUCGAGAUUAGAUUCGAUGAAGCCAUCAAACGGGCUCAGGAGCUCGACGAUUACUUCAGAGAACACAGACAGCUUGUUGGCCCUCUUCAUGGAGUCCCUCUCACUCUCAAGGACCAGUUUCACAUCAAGGGUCUAGAUACCUCCAUGGGUUUCAUUGGGUGGAUCGGUACUUUCGAGGGAGAAAUAGGUACGGGGAAGGACAGAAAUGUCGACAGCGAACUAGUCCGAGAAUUCCACACGCUCGGCGCAGUUCCUAUUGGAAAGUACGAUGUGAUAGACCACACUGAUGCAAAGCCUGUGGAAACCAACAACAACAUACUUGGAUAUGCGUUCAAUCCCUGCAAUCAGAACCUCUCAACGGGUGGCUCAUCAGGAGGUCUGGCAGAAACCGAUCUCUUUUGCGAGGGUGCCAUGCAGGCGUUGAGAGGAAGCGCAUUCGGAAUUGGUACCGAUAUCGGCGGCUCAGUGUCAAUGCCGGCUUCCUUUCAGGGCAUCUUCAGUAUCAAACCCUCAGCGGGGCGUAUCUCCUUUAAGGAUGCAGCAAACACUGUACGGCUAAAGUGUCCCUCUGGAUUGCCAAUCGCGCUGACGUUGCCUAACAAGGGUAAAGGACAGGAAGUGAUGCCGACGGUGGUUGGAGUCAUGGGUCGCUCAGUUGGUGCACUCCAAUUGAUACUCAAAUCUCUUCUUUCCCUGGAGCCGUGGCUCCACGACCCCUACACACUUCCGAUUCCCUGGAGGUCCGAAAUGGAGUAUAGGCCACGGAACGAACGAACCUACAAACCCGCCUUUGGAUUCUUGGCCAACGACGGUGUGAUCACGCCCCAUCCGCCCAUUUCGCGCGCUAUGGAGAUAGUGAAAGAGGCUCUGCAAAGUAAAGGACAUCAGUUGGUAGACUGGGAGUGGCCUCACCACAAGGAGACCAUCGAUAUCCAUUGUUCAAUCGCCCGAGGCGAUGGUUGUCAUGAUGUUUAUGACGCGGUCCACCUUUCGGGGGAGCCCUUCGUACCUGAGAUCAGAAACCUGUUCCCCAAUGGCAAACCAAGGGCUCCUUUGCCCCUUCCGGAGUACGAGGAGGUAGUGAGGCAAAUGAAAGACUAUCGGAAACGGUAUCUUGACUACUGGACAUCAACUGCAGAGCGAACCGGUGAUCGCCCCGUGGAGGCUCUCCUUUCCCCCGUGACGCCAUAUGCAGGUGUACUGCCAGGGAAAUUCUACCCCUCGACGUAUACCAGCGCUGUCAACGUACUGGAUUAUGCUUCUGUUGUUAUUCCGGUAACCUUUGCAGACAAGAGCAUAGACGUCGUCAGCCCCAGUUUCACGGCCCUAAACGAUGAGGAUCAGAUGAACAUGAAGUAUUAUGAUGCGGAGAAAUACCAUGGUGCCCCAGCAGCUGUGCAGCUUAUAGGGCGCAGAUUGGACGAAGAGAGAUUGCUAUCGCUGGCCCAGCUUGUAGUCGAAGCGUUGAACGACUACAAAUCAGGAUUUGGCGAGUAG
This is a messenger RNA of Aspergillus mulundensis, 1896 nucleotides long. RefSeq lists its product as uncharacterized. The transcript is spliced from 10 exons. The record is from RefSeq and is a predicted model, not a curated record. NCBI's taxonomy places the organism in Eukaryota, Fungi, Ascomycota, Eurotiomycetes, Eurotiales, Aspergillaceae. The coding region runs from base 1 to 1896 and encodes 631 amino acids.